Molecule: messenger RNA, 2313 nt
Organism: Venturia canescens
Lineage: Eukaryota; Metazoa; Arthropoda; Insecta; Hymenoptera; Ichneumonidae
Gene: Caper
Product: RNA-binding protein 39-like protein Caper
Exons: 8
Coding region: 483-2216 (577 amino acids)
Biological process (GO): mRNA processing
Cellular component (GO): nucleus
Molecular function (GO): RNA binding; U1 snRNP binding
Source: RefSeq, a predicted model, not a curated record
ACCGGUCACCGUCGUUCACCGUUGUUGUUUCGUUGUUUGUUCAGUUUGAGGAUUCGAGGUUUGAGCUCAUCGAGCUGUUCGAACACAGCAGCGGCGAGCAUCCGUCGUCCAUUUUACUUUUGAUCAGUCGUUUCGUGUUACGAACAGCGGUUCGAUACGUUGAUUAUUUUUUUAAUAAUAUAUUCUUUUUUCCGUGGGAUUUUUUCUUUCACAUCGUCGCUGGGCAUUGAAAAAUUGUUAUUCUCUGAAAUAAGCUCGUGGAGGGUCUCUUCUCGAGUAAAUAGAAAACGUGAAAGACAAAAAAUUGCACGCAUAGCCACGUACACGUAUUAUUACACACAUGUGAGAAAUAAAAAAAUACGUUUUCUCCCGUACGUUUGCGAUCGGCCGAGCUAGAAAAUAAAAUAAUUAAGAAUCAAUCAUUAAUAAAAAGAAUAAUCUCACGAGAAACAUUAUUUUGCCAACUUUUGGUGGUGUGCUAAAUGCGUGGCGUUUCAGAAAGCUCACCAAGUCGUACAAUGGCGGAGGACUUGGAUGUCGAGGCGAUGCUGGAAGCGCCAUAUAGGAAAGGGGAGCAGGACUCUUCGACCAAAGACAAAACCACCAAUAAGGAGAAUGGGUCCAGCAGGAAGUCAGGGAAGAGCAAACAUCGCUCGCGCAGUCGCUCACGCUCGCGGGAACGUCGGGAAAAAAGAGAUCGCGAUCGCAGCGAGCGCGAUCGGGACAGAGACCGUGAUCGUGAUCGUGAUCGUGACCGAGAUCGUGAUCGUGAUCGUGAUCGUGACAGAGAUCGCGAUCGAAAACGGAAAUCGCGUUCCCGAGAGAAACGGGAUCGAAGUGAAAAGGAUUCUGGAAGUGGGGAGAAGGAUCGCGAGAAAAAAGACAAAGAUCGCGACCGAGAGAGGGAGAGGGACAGAGACAGGGACCGAGAUAGAGACAGAGACAGGGAUCGUGAACGCGAUCGUGAUCGUGAUCGCGACAGGGAUAGAAGGCGAAGAAGAUCACUCACACCCAUCAUUCUGCCGCGUGCUAGACCACCAUUUGGCAAAGGCGUCAGUCCGUUACGACUCCGAUCCGACGAGCUGACGCCCGAGGAACGUGACGCUCGAACGGUCUUUUGUAUGCAAUUGAGUCAGCGUAUAAGGGCACGCGAUUUGGAAGAAUUUUUCUCGAGCGUUGGAAAAGUACAGGAUGUCAGACUUAUUACUUGUAACAAAACUAGACGAUUCAAAGGAAUCGCUUAUGUUGAAUUCAAGGAUCCUGAGAGCGUUACACUCGCACUUGGAUUAUCGGGUCAAAAAUUGUUGGGUAUACCAAUUGUGGUGCAGCCGACUCAAGCCGAGAAAAAUCGAAUGGGCAAUUCCAUGCCAAACCUGAUGCCAAAAGGUCAAACAGGUCCAAUGAGACUCUACGUUGGUUCUCUUCACUUUAACAUUACGGAAGAUAUGUUGCGGGGUAUAUUUGAACCUUUCGGAAAGAUUGAUAACAUUCAAUUGAUAAUGGAUCCUGAAACGGGUCGUAGCAAAGGCUACGGGUUUUUAACUUUUCGAAACGCGGAUGACGCAAAAAAAGCGUUGGAACAACUGAAUGGUUUCGAGCUUGCGGGUCGACCGAUGAAAGUUGGUAACGUCACUGAAAGAACAGACCUCAUUCAAGGACCUUCGCUCCUCGAUACAGACGAGCUUGAUCGCAGUGGAAUCGAUCUUGGCGCCACGGGACGUCUUCAACUUAUGUUCAAACUCGCGGAAGGCACUGGUCUAGAAUUACCACAAGCGGCGGCAAAUGCUCUGAAUAUGGCGCCAACCACAACUGUUCCUCAACCUCCACCUCAGGCUGCACCGCCCAUCGCUACACAGUGUUUUAUGCUAUCCAACAUGUUUGAUCCAUCUAAUGAAUCGAAUCAAUCUGAGUAUUUCGAUGAAUCGAAUCCAACAUGGUCGAGGGAGAUUCGCGACGACGUGAUCGAAGAGUGCAACAAGCACGGGGGCGUAUUGCACGUUUACGUCGAUCAAGCGUCGCCACAGGGCAAUGUUUACGUCAAAUGUCCAUCAAUCGCUACUGCCGUUGCGGCGGUAAAUUCGUUACACGGACGAUGGUUCGCUGGUCGUGUUAUAACAGCGGCUUACGUGCCUCUUGUUAAUUAUCAUUCACUUUUCCCGGACGCGAUGGCCGCUUUGCAGUUGCUCGCACCGAGUGCACCGAGACGCGGGCUGUGAUAGAAUUUCUAAAGAGAAGAAAACAAUAAUAUGUCUGGAGAUAAAAAGGACUUGAUUUCGAAUUUUGGGGAAAAAAAUUGAAAACGAAUAUCCACUA